Molecule: messenger RNA, 728 nt
Organism: Danaus plexippus (monarch butterfly)
Lineage: Eukaryota; Metazoa; Arthropoda; Insecta; Lepidoptera; Nymphalidae
Product: mpv17-like protein
Exons: 5
Coding region: 162-710 (182 amino acids)
Cellular component (GO): membrane; cytoplasm
Source: RefSeq, a predicted model, not a curated record
AUAAAUUAUUCUAUUGAAGUCAAUUGUAGCGCGAGGUGUAGUUCACUCGAUGGGUGUAGUGUGCGCAUAUCCGUCGCUGGAAAGUUUAUGUAGAAAAUACGUAAAUUAAAUUUCCUAUAUUCGUGAGUGUUUUAAAAUAAAUUAUUUUUAUCUAAAGAAUAAUGGCGUACCGUUUGUCGGGCUGGUUCCGCAGCUCGCUAAAGAAGCGUCCCGUCCUCACUAACACCGCCGUGUACGCCGCUUUCUACACCGCUGCGGAGUUGUCGCAGCAAACGUUUAAUAAAAUAUAUUCGUCAGAUAAGCCAGAAAUCGACUUCGCAGCGGCGGGUCGUAUAGUGACGGUUGGGAGCUGUCUCUACGCCCCUACACUGUACCAUUGGUACAAGUUCCUGGAUAGAAAAUUCGUUGGCACUACUUUAAAAGUGGUCGCCACCAAAGUUCUGUGCGACCAGCUCAUUAUGACACCGAUUCUCCUGGCAAUAUUUUACACGGGGAUGGGUAUCGUCGAAAGGAGGGAAGACGUUUUCUCAGAACUCAAAGCCAAGUACUGGCGUACGUUUAUCGCUAACCAGGCUUACUGGAUACCAGCGCAGACGGUCAACUUUUUAUUGAUGCCACCAAACCUACGAGUUGUUUACGUCGCUUCCGCCUCAUUCAUAUGGAUCAACGUGCUCUGUUUUAUUAAACGACAAACGACUGACAAGAAAUAAAAUGAGAAACAAUCUGCA